UACCAGCAGGGACCAUCUGAGAGACUGUUUACACAAGCUCCGCCGUCACAGUUAGAUGAAAUCGAUAAAUAAUUGUACAAUAGGAUUGGCUGCGUCCCGUAGCGGCUCUGUCCUCGGGUGCUGCACCAACAGAAUGCAGUGCAUCCAUCUGCGAUAACAGAUACAUGACUCAGCACCGGCAAGACUGGCAGUCUAACCUAACUAUUGGUUACAGAACACAUAGCUUUCAUUGGAAUGGACCUUUAACAUGGUCUUAGUGUUGUUGUGUCUCUCAUUUAGCCUAAAUAUUUCUGUGUAAAAAAUAUCAGAAACAUGGACCAGUUUAACUACUUAUUCGUAAAACUAGACAAGAAUAACGACGGGUUUGUAUCAGUAGAAGAACUCCACAAUGAAAUGCGAAGAAUUGGUGUUACUGCAGCAGACGAGAAAUCACAGGCCAUUGUGAACAAUUACGACCAAAACAGGGAUGGACGUUUAGACUACGAAGAGUUUUUGGGCUAUAUUAUGGACAGGGAGCGGAAAUGGAGAAUUAACUUCCAUGCACUUGACAAAAAUAAAUGCGGUGCCAUUGACCAAGAGGACAUAGUUGAUCUAUUCAAGGAGUUAGGUGUGGUAAUAUCAAAGCGAAAUGCAAAGAAAAUAAUUCAAAUGAUGGAUGAAGACAGUUCAAUGACUGUUGACUGGGGAGAAUUCCUACAUCACAUUAUCCUUAAUCCAGCAGAAAAUAUUAAAGAGCUGGUAUCAUCCUGGAAACACAGCCUGGUGUUUGAUGUGGGUGAAAGUCGCUCCAUGCCCAUGGAGUUGACUCAGGAUGAGGCCGAUCUUUCUCUGUGGGGAAACUUUGUAUUGGCUGCGGGCCUGGCAGAUGCUGCAUCUAGAACAGUAACCGCUCCAAUUGAUCGUUUAAAAACCUUGCUUCAGGUCCAUGGAUCAAAGGCUGUCUCUCUUGGCUUUAGAGAACUACAGGCGGGGGCCCUAAGGUCUAUGUGGCAAGGGAACAUGGUGAAUGUCCUGAAAGGAACACCCCAGUCAACCCUACAGUGUUUCAUCUAUGCACAGAUGAAGGCCCAUUCUGCAGGUGAGAGGGAAACCCUGUCUAUUCAGCAGCGUUUUGGAAUGGGUUGUGUGUCCGGAGCCAGUGCCCAUGCUGUGUUUUAUCCCCUAGAGAUACUGAAAGUGCGGCUGAACCUUCAAGAAGCAGGAUCCUAUCACGGAGUGUUAAGAUGUGCAAGAACCAUUUACCAGAAUGAGUCUGCUGCAGCCUUCUACAGAGGAUUUAAGCCUAGCAUUCUCUGCAUGAUACCCUAUGCUGGCGUAGAGUGUGCAGUCCACCAGUCCAUCCUGAGUUGGGUGAAAAGGGACCCUGCUUACAACAGUGAAGCCAAGUUGUUCUUCUUCAGCUUUGUGGCGUUCGCCUCUGGACAAGCCACCAGCUAUCCUUUAGCAGUGAUUCGCACUCAGCAGCAAGCCCAAGCUUUCAGCUCCAGUUCACAGCAGGCUUCAAAUGUAAGCCUACUUCAAGGAUUCCUUGGGAUUUAUGAAAGGCAAGGGGUACGAGGCUUCUACAGUGGAAUGGGGACCAGUUUUGUAAGGGCUGUUCCAUGUGCCUUAUUAAACUACACGUUGACAGCAAAAUUUGAAACAUUGUUUUCCCAGUGAACAAUUAUGUUGAUAUUAAAGCCAUAUAACUGUAGCCAUUGGUACCGGGGGGGGGUUAACUCCACAGAAAAAAAGGCGAGUGCAAUUUUUGUCCAAAUAUAAUUAAUAUAGCUCAAUGAAUAUGUAGCUAGU
Messenger RNA from Clupea harengus (Atlantic herring), 1791 nucleotides. RefSeq names its product solute carrier family 25 member 24, like (gene slc25a24l). Gene Ontology annotation, molecular function: calcium ion binding. Lineage: Eukaryota; Metazoa; Chordata; Actinopteri; Clupeiformes; Clupeidae. Gene Ontology annotation, biological process: transmembrane transport. The record is from RefSeq and is a predicted model, not a curated record.